AUAACACGAAUUGUACGCAGGCGUGCAGUAGCUCGCCAUGUUGUAGCACCGAGGAUUAUAAUUUCAACAACAAAACCCGUUUCUAACGAGAUAACGCGAUACAUUUCCACGUGUCUGUUUAAUACACAGUGAAAUAUAUGAUUAGAUUACACUCGAACCGAUAACAAACAUUUUUCCACAACAUACAGAUAAAACUUUCAUCGUAUUUAAUCGGCUCGGCAUUCAUUCGCUCUCUUUCACACAAUUUAUCGGAAAAAAAAAUCAAUUAUGUUUUAAGCAAUUGUAUUUGCGAUAUCUGAAGGCCGCCAGUCUAUCGACACACACGUGCUCUCUGUUACAUAACUCCAGAAUAAUAAUAAUAAUAAUAAAAAGAAUACGAGUCGCGGGAAUAACAUACGUGUCAGUCAGCGGCGUUUCUUCAUGCGACACGCAACAAACUUAUGAGCACGUAUUAUAAAUAUAAAUAAAUAAAAAAUUAGAGAUUUUAAAAUCGAGGUGGAGUAAUUAAUAAUUAAAAAGUAAAUUAAACUCAAGCUCACACUCGGUUGAAAUAUGAAUGAGUAAAGUUUUGAGGAGUUAUAAGUGGGUCAAAAGUUGAUAUAACUUCAAAGUUUUGAGUGAGCUGAGUUAUUAACAACCCCAAUAAAAAGCCUAGGCAAACAUGACAGGCGGAAAUCAAAGAGGAAAUAUUUUCACCUAUGAGACUCUGGUCCACGCAAUAUCAGGAGCUGCUGGAAGUGUGGUUGCCAUGGCGACUUUUUUCCCGCUGGAUACUGUACGGAGCAGACUGCAGCUUGAGGAUGAAAGACAAUCCAAGAAUACACUGGCAACAAUUCGAGAACUGGUGGCCAAGGAGGGACCAUACACACUCUACAGAGGGAUAAUUCCUGUUUUACAAAGUUUGUGUGCCAGUAAUUUUGUUUACUUUUACACUUUCCACGGGCUUAAGCUUUUGAGAAGCUCAAGGAAUCAAACAGCAAAAAAUGAUUUGUUCGUCGCAUCUAUAGCUGGAAUUAUUAACGUCCUUGUAACAACGCCGCUGUGGGUUGUAAACACUCGUCUGAAGAUGAAGGGUAUUGGCGGAAUUCCCGAGAAGAAUAACAACGAGUACAAUAAUCUUUUAGAGGGAAUUAUUUACAUUUGGAAGUACGAGGGCAUUAAAAAGCUUUGGGCUGGUACUUUUGCCAGUAUGAUACUCGUUGCAAAUCCCGCAAUUCAAUUUAUGACUUAUGAAAGUAUCAAGAGAAAAGUAAACGCAUCUUUGGCUGGAGCGCAAACACCCGCCUGGAUCUUCUUCACUAUUGGAGCGAUCGCUAAGACUAUUGCGACUACUGCUACUUAUCCUUUGCAGUUGGUUCAGUCCAAACUUAGGCACGGUCAUAAUUACGAAAACCUCUCAGCGAAUGCGGGAACAUUGAAGAUAUUACUCUACAUCUUGAAAAAACACGGGUUCGCUGGACUUUACAAAGGAAUGGAAGCUAAAUUGCUCCAGACUGUUCUUACCGCUGCACUUAUGUUUUUAGCGUAUGAAAAAAUUUCAAAGUUUGUAUUUAAGAUCUUGUACAGACCGAUUGUUAGAUAGAAUGUUUGAUAUUGAUAAAACGAUCAGUAUUAGAAUCAAAAACCAAAAUACAAUAAACUUUAAAUUUCCAAAUUGUAAA
Cotesia glomerata is the source of this 1661-nucleotide messenger RNA. RefSeq names its product peroxisomal membrane protein PMP34 (gene PMP34). Gene Ontology annotation, cellular component: peroxisomal membrane. Bases 662 to 1582 code for a protein of 306 amino acids. Gene Ontology annotation, molecular function: NAD transmembrane transporter activity; ADP transmembrane transporter activity; FMN transmembrane transporter activity. Lineage: Eukaryota; Metazoa; Arthropoda; Insecta; Hymenoptera; Braconidae. The record is from RefSeq and is a predicted model, not a curated record. The transcript has 9 exons.